AUGGCUAUCAAACCCACACCAAGCCCUACACCGAGAGGGACUCCGAGACUAGAGUUGUUGUUCGUUGGCGGAACUAAGGUUGCUGCGGGAGAACUACUUGUCGGUGUGGUUGUCGAAGGUGUCGCUACCGAAGACAUCAUUGUCGAAGAUGUCGCUGCCGAAGACGUUGUGGCGAAAGAUGCUGUCGAUACAUCCAAGGCCAAUAACGAUUGGAUUUCUGCAAUACUCUUAUCGUCGUCGCAAGGGGCUUGUCCAAGUUUGAUCGGUGCAAGUCGUACGCCAGAAGCUGCCCCAUGGUUCAUCACGUGUUGGGUAUGGAUUCCAGAUAAGACCGUUGGACUGACAGAUGUCAUUGGAAUCGUAACGACGAUCCAUACACAUGGAAUAUUGGUCGUUGUGACAAGGCUCAAAACCGUCCGCCACUGUACCGUUCCGCCAAUAACAGGUAGUAUAAUCCUCCAUCAUAGGCACACCUCCAGGCAGAAUAAAAAGCUUUUCCUCAUGCGCGCGAAGGCACGGCUCUUUAACAAUGCUGUGCAUUCUACCUGCCUAUGUGAACGCCCCCGAGUACUUAAGGCAAGACUCACGAAUUAUAGUCUCCGAACUACCGAAGUCCAAUUGGCGCCUAACCGUCUGGAAAAACGCCACCGGGGUCGCUGCACUCUGUGGCACUCUCUUGUCAACAGUCUGUACCAGCAUCCCCUGGUUCUCCUGACGCCAAAAGUGACAAGAAGGAUUGCGACUCCUGAUAACACUUUCUUCGUCGGAUACGGCUAUGCAGCCAAGACUGUGGCUGUAUUGGGGGCCUGA
Alternaria postmessia is the source of this 810-nucleotide messenger RNA. RefSeq lists its product as uncharacterized. The transcript is spliced from 4 exons. Bases 1 to 810 code for a protein of 269 amino acids. The record is from RefSeq and is a predicted model, not a curated record. NCBI's taxonomy places the organism in Eukaryota, Fungi, Ascomycota, Dothideomycetes, Pleosporales, Pleosporaceae.